AAACAAAACAGCCUUUGUCACUUGUCACUCCCCCGCUCGGUUCCAAGAGUGAGUGAGAGAGAGAGAGAGAGAGUCCAACCAACGCCACACGAGAUCCUCGCCCAGCCGGCGACGGCGGCGACCACCAUGGGAGAAGCAGCCGCGGAUCCAGCGCCGGCGGCGGCGAAGGGGAGGGUGGCGCCACCGAUGUCGUGGCGGACGCGGCUCUCCGUGCUGGCCGCGGGGUACCUCACCGACGCCACGCGCCGCGCCGACGGCACCGUCAACCGCCGCCUGCUCGCCGUGCUCGACAAGCCCGUCGCGGCGUCCGCUACCCCGCGCAACGGCGUCGCCUCGCGGGACGUCACCAUCGACCCUGCCCUGCCCCUCCGCGCCCGCCUCUUCUACCCCUGCGCUCCUGCUCCCGCCGACGCCGCGGAGGCGGCGGCGGUGCCCGUCGUCGUGUUCUUCCACGGCGGCGGGUUCGCGUACCUCUCCGCGGCGUCCCUGGCCUACGACGCCGCGUGCCGCCGUAUCGCCAGGUACGCCGGCGCGGCCGUGCUGUCCGUCGACUACCGCCGCUCGCCCGAGCACCGCUUCCCGGCCGCCUACGACGACGGCUACGCGGCGCUGCGCUUCCUCGACGGCCCGGACCCCGACCACCCCGGCGCGCUCGCGGUCGCCCCGCCGAUCGACGCCGCGCGGUGCUUCGUCGCGGGGGACAGCGCGGGCGGCAACAUCGCGCACCACGUGGCCCGCCGCUACGCGCUCGACCCGUCGGCGUUCGCGAGCCUCCGCCUCGCGGGCCUCAUCGCCAUCCAGCCUUUCUUCGGCGGCGAGGAGCGCACGCCCGCCGAGCUAAGGCUCGUGGGCGCGCCCAUCGUCUCCGUGCCGCGCACCGACUGGAUGUGGCGCGCGUUCCUGCCCCACGGCGCCGACCGCGACCACGAGGCGUCGUCGCCCGAGGCCGCCACCGCGGGCAUCGACCUCGACGCCGCCGGUUCCUUCCCGCCCGCCACGGUCGUCGUCGGCGGGUACGACCCGCUGCAGGACUGGCAGCGGCGGUACUGCGACGCGCUGCGCGGCAAGGGGAAGGAGGUGCGGGUGCUCGAGUACCCCGACGCCAUCCACGCCUUCUACGUGUUCCCGGAGUUCGCCGAGUCCAAGGACCUCAUGCUACGGAUCAAGGAGAUCGUCGCCGGCAGCAGCAGCAGCGAGUGACCGGCGACGGACGGCGCAGGCGCAGCUGUCGCCGAGAUGCUUCUGCUAGCAGAGGAUUACUGUAGGUGUCGAGUGACUGGGGUCGGUGACGUGGACUGGGACGGUGGUGUCGAGUGUGACGUGGUUCUCAUCAUGCAAUGCAACCCGUGUGGGACGCGUCAUAGUUGCACUAGUGUGAGGUCAUGAUGACGAUCGAAAAUGGUCUUUGGCAUGUCAUGGACGUGGCAGCAGGCCUAUGAAUAACCAUCUUUAUGUCAUGUGGGCUUUUAGUGGAUCGUCCUUGGGCUAGAGGAUCAAGACACACGAAGACCUCAAAUCCAGGCCCAUGAUUAGCUCAUCAUUUGUACUAAUGAACGAGCCUCUUCUAUCACGUGUGCAAUUAAGCCCAUGUCAAGUCCAUUGUCCAUAUAAACACAACUUGUGUUA
Sorghum bicolor (sorghum) is the source of this 1626-nucleotide messenger RNA. RefSeq names its product probable carboxylesterase 18. NCBI's taxonomy places the organism in Eukaryota, Viridiplantae, Streptophyta, Magnoliopsida, Poales, Poaceae. The transcript has a single exon. The record is from RefSeq and is a predicted model, not a curated record. Bases 127 to 1200 code for a protein of 357 amino acids. Gene Ontology annotation, molecular function: hydrolase activity.